Styela clava is the source of this 4858-nucleotide messenger RNA. RefSeq lists its product as uncharacterized. The record is from RefSeq and is a predicted model, not a curated record. Gene Ontology annotation, cellular component: cytoplasm. NCBI's taxonomy places the organism in Eukaryota, Metazoa, Chordata, Ascidiacea, Stolidobranchia, Styelidae. Gene Ontology annotation, molecular function: signaling adaptor activity. Gene Ontology annotation, biological process: signal transduction.
AUUUUAUAGGGACAUAUAUUGAGAUAGGCUUAUAGAUAGACUACUGACAUCUGAUGAUUGAAACAAACAAUUGACUGACAUUGCAUUUGGUUUAUAUAAUGUCUGGUAAUAGAAAGGAAGAGCUAUUCGGUGUUCUACAAAGUCCUUGACUAUAUUUAUGUCAAAGGAAGUUAAUUUUUGAUGAUCAAUUAUAUUGGAAAUAUACUUGAGAAGAGUUGAAAAACAAGCUCCCAAGAUGAGUGGAGGUGGUGUAAUGCUUAGUGGUUGGUUGAGAAAAUCUCCGCCUGAGAAUAAACUCAAUUCAAGACAUUAUUCAUGGAAAAAACGAUGGUUUGUGUUAAAAUCAGGGAGAUUAUCAGGGGAUCCUAAUGUAUUGGAAUAUUCCAAGUAUCAGACUUCAAAAAAACCAAUAAAGAGCAUAAAUUUGAAUGAUUGCAAGCAAAUUGAUAUUAAUGUGACGAUACCUGUUCGACACGAUAAGAAGGAUACAACAGAACAUUUUGUAUUUGCAAUUGUAACGAACCUUCGAACAUUUUAUUUGGUUGCUGACAGCCUCAGAGAAAUGUCAUCGUGGGUGCAUUGUCUCUGUGAUCUGUGUGGAUUUAGUCAUGAUUCUAAUGACAAAUCAGACUUGGGUCGGCAGAAGCAAACAUUCAAAGCUGGAGAACCAAACAUGAAUGUAAAUGGAAAUUCUCCUGCAGCUUCUCUCUUGCCAACGACAUCCGACGUUCCACCUGCAGUGUUGCCUAGACCUGAGAAUACCAUUACUGCCUUGUCAAAGCCAAUCGAGCCAAAUCAUCCUUCACCAGUCAUGCAAAAUGGAACUGUGAAUACAUCAUUUCUUACUACAUCUGAAAAUGGAUAUGAUUUUUCUGUGCAAGAUGCUUCAUUUGAUAAUGGUGUUGGUUUUGGGCCACAUAUAAUGAGCAAUCAUAGUGAAAUGUCACUGGAUAUACCAAUGUUCGCUCCCCCUGAAGAUGAUGAUUCUGACAGAUAUUUUCAUCUGGCUGACUGUGAGACUCUGGAUAAAAACGAACAAAAUCCAUCAUUAUUGAUGACUGAAAAGAAUGAUGAACGUAGAUGUUCAACUGACAGCGUAUUUGCUCAUGACGAUGGAUCUGAUGAAUCGAAAGAGGACAGUCCAACACUACCUAUGGAAGCAAUUCCACAAACGUCAAGAUUUUUACAAGCUAAUAAAGCAAGGUUGAGCAGCAUGCCUGAUUGCCCGCCACCACCUCCUCCAAUAAAUGUGCUUCCUCACUCACAAUAUGCAGAUGACGACGAGGAUGAUGUUGUUGACGCUGUACGUCGACCCUCCAGGAAUAUCAAGAGUAGACUUCCUCCUAUUGAUGACACCGGUUUAUACAAUGUUCCACCUGGGCUGCAGAGAGAACAAAGAGGCACAGAUGGGUCAUUACGUUGGCAAGGGAGUAACAGCAGCUCUUCAUAUGGAUCAGCUUAUGGAGGAGAUGGCAGAUACACCGGAAACAAAUUACUGAGUCCCCCAGAAUAUAUAAAUACACAGGAUCCAAAAAGUUCAGGCUCUUUUUCUCCUGGCAUUCAUUUAUCUGGUUCUGCUUCGUCAUCUUAUUCAAGUCCCGGUCCACUGUCUACCAGUCCACAUCUUAGAAACCAAUUAUACGACGUACCAAGUCCUCUGUCACCUGUCUUUCCACUUGGUCAAAACGCCAACGCCAGAUCGAACUACCAGUCCCCGAAAGCGUUAGAUAGAACACCAGUGGGAUUGACACCGGCAUCCUCAGUACAGGACUCUGAUGUUUUGGCUUUACAAAAACAAUUGAAAGAUUUUAAAAUGUUGGAUGUUGGUGGUGUAUCACCGACGCAACAAGAGUCCACUUACGCCACACCGAAGGAUUUGGGUUUGUCUUCGAAAACAGAUCAAGUGGAUACAAAUUUGAAUACUGAAAGCACAUAUGCUGUGCCACCCAGGCCACCAAAACCUACUGCUACGAGUAAUAUGCCGUCACCGGCACAAAGGCAAAAAAUCCCAACCGAAUUGUUACUGGGACAUAAAUCUUCUGAGGGACUUUAUGCGAGUCCAAGAAGUCACAGUGCGAGUAGUGCAGGCAGUGCGGACCAUGCAACAUAUGACACUGUAAAGCAGCUGACGCCUGUAUCGUCACCCCAUGCCACUGGUAUUCGCACAGUGCCUCCAAACUCAUUGCCGCCGUUUACGAGAAAUUCAGUUUCAGCUACUAAUUCUCCGUUAACGACACCUAACAUGACAAGACGAGCUGAAAUAACGAAAAUGCCGUCAUUCAGUAAUAAGUUAUCUCCGCUUAUUCAACAAAGUAAAGUUUCUGGUUCGGCCCCUUCCUUAUAUGAUGUCCCUCAACCUUUGAUUAAAUCACCGGGCCAUGGACAAUCUGUAGAUCCAAGAAUGUCACAGAGUAGCAAUACUUCAGGAGAAAGCAGUGGGAUGACUGGAUCAUCAAAAAGAAGUUCAGCUGCCGAUACCAGUAUUUAUGACAUGCCACGAAAACUGAGUGACACGCCUGUGAGGCCACCGUUACAACAUCAAGAUGCCUUUCAUAAAGUUGAUGACGAGGGACAUCCUAGCUAUGAAAAAAUGUCAUCACAGUCAAUAGAAUUCAACGAAGAAGAUCAAGACCCGUAUACUAUUAUGACGUCUGUGCCAACGUUAGCAAUGUUUUCAUCACAUGUUCCACCGGCCCAUGUUCGGUUAGCAGAUAGUUUUGACGUUCCCCCACCUGUACAUAGAGACUUAAAACCUGGAAGAAAAAGCCUUGGUUCGGACGGUGGAUCUUCUCAAAGUGGUCUCGACACUCGUAAAAAGAACAAUUCGAGAGAUAGUUAUGAGAGUGAUGAAGCUGUAUCACCGCCUCAUACUUCGGUUGUUCAUACCAUGCCUAUCGUUAACGAACCUAAAUCAUUGCAAUACGGGGGAGGUUUCAGCCCAAUUGGGUCAAGAAGUAGUAGUAUAACGUCACCGCAACACGCCAAGUUGAAUGAUUUUAAUUCCCGUUUGAGUGUGAGCCCCACCCCACCUCAGAGACCGCCUAAACAUAGUUUUUCAAGCUUGUCACCCAGGUCCCCUCCGAUGGCAACACAGAUUUCUCAACUUCCGGGUCGACCCUAUACACCCAGCCAUGAAUCCCAUAGGAAUAAUAGUCAAUUAGGUUACGAUCCUUCUGCUGUUCCUGAGAGACCACCCAAACCAGCUAACAUGAGAAUGAAUACUGUAGCACCGAUGGGUUGGGACGAAUCAAAAAUGCUGCCAAAGCGACCUCCGAAAUCAAGUGAAGAUCACAGCUUCGUACCUUCAAGGCCACCGAAACCAAGCAUGACGCCAUCCACCGGAGAUUCUUUAUUCAGCGGAAGUAGUUUGCAUUCGGGUUCAUUCUUUCCACUUGGCCCGUCAGCAUAUGGACCUUCAACUGUUGUUCCACCUCCUCCCGAUGCUGAUAAAGAAAUCAAAUAUAUUGAAAUUAACGCUCAAGUUCAACCACCCGCAGAUGAUCGGAAUGUACCAAGUGAACCAUCUGUGGAAUAUUUCCAACUCGACGUCGGCAAAACCAGAGCUCUCGAACUGUCAAAGAAAGAACGACAGAAAAUGCAACAACGAGCACACUCUGAAGCGCAUUCGUUAGGAAGAGGAAAGGAUUGAAUAAUUGAAAUAACUCUCCACUGUCCGCAAUUAAAUUAACUUCGAUUGAUCAGAGUGCUGUACAAUUUCAAAGUCAGAUAUAAGCAAUUUUACAAUUUUUUUUUUUUUGAAGACUUGUUGUUAAUGGGACUAAGGGCGCUAAUUAAUUGAGUGAAUUUUCUUAUUUCAUCAUUAUAUUUGAGUCAUUUAAGUAUUUACGAGUUUAAUAUUGAUAAUUCUGAUUUAAAUUAGAUAGUCAAAAAUAAUAUUUUUAUAAAUGGUAAGGUUUCGCCAGCAAUUGUGUGUUACUGUGGUAGGAAUUUUAUUGCUUUUCCGAGGUUAUGUUAUCUUGCAAAAAGUGGGUUUGGGACUUUAAAAAUUCAUUUUUAUGUUCAACUUGUUAAAUUAUAUUGCUCAAAAGUAAUCAAAAAUAAUAGUAUAUUUAAAAAGUCAGCAUGUCAAUAUGUGUGAUAUGUACAGCAGGUUACAGAUAGUAUUUGGGAUUACCUGACUGAACUGUUUUUUUAAUGUGGUGUUGACUGCAUGCCAGUAACUGUAAUUUACUAUAAGUCACUGCCCAUAAAGUUGAACUAUGAUUCUUAUUCUAUUCUCACCAGAACGCUCAUCAUAUAGUAUCUUACUUUCUAGUUAGUCUGUUCUGUCUUGUUUUCAUUGAAGUCAAAAGUCAUUUGUACUCUGCAAAAAGGAUUUGACCAUUCAGUAAUAUUGGCAAAUUUUCAAAAUUAUUUGGCGAUAUUUGAUAAUAAAAAUUAGUUGAUAUAAUUUCCAAUGUAGAAAUUCUAUUUUAUCUCAAUUCUUUGCACCGAAUAAGGUUAAAUUAACCAAAUUGAUUUUGAAGUUAUCAAUAAUGUUUGCACUAAGUGGACUUACUUGGUGUGUGCCAAAGUUGAAAUAUUUGCAGGAGGCAAUGACAUCAUGUUGUUUAUUAUCCUGACACUAUCGUUUUAUUGUUAUCUGUUUUGUUAAACAUUUUAAUCAAAAUUCAUAUUUUUAUUAGCAUUAUUUUAUGCUAGCUUCCAUCAUGUUUUAAAUUCUUAAAUAAAAACAAAAAUUGUUACCAAGUUUCUUUAUGUGCAAUGUACUACUUUCGUUUAAUUUUUUUUUCUCUAUUCGGUUGUUUUUUCUUUUUUGACACUAAUUUUUUGCGUAGUAAUUUUCUUCUUAUUAUAUUUUAUCAACAAUUCAUUUAAAUAAAUCUAGAUCACAGUA